Molecule: messenger RNA, 3129 nt
Organism: Ogataea philodendri
Lineage: Eukaryota; Fungi; Ascomycota; Pichiomycetes; Pichiales; Pichiaceae
Exons: 1
Coding region: 1-3129 (1042 amino acids)
Biological process (GO): positive regulation of transcription by RNA polymerase II; DNA damage checkpoint signaling
Cellular component (GO): nucleus
Molecular function (GO): histone binding
Source: RefSeq, a predicted model, not a curated record
AUGAACGAAUCGGUUGGCCCAGGCAGCCGGGGGUCGCAAUCGAGCGAUCAUCAGCAGUCCACUGCCAACGUGUUAUCUCAAAGUUCGACGCGAAACGACGAUUCUGCGCAGAAGAGUUUGCCUGUGACGCGAAAAAUGUCGUUUAGCCAGAAUGCUAACAGCAAAGGGAAGUCAGACAUUGGAGGCCCCAACCAGUCCCAGUUGUCCCAUACAAUACGGACUAUAAGUGGCACACAGCUCACACAGAAUUUCCGGAUCAAUGACUCACCUGUGUCUAUGCUGAAAGCGGUGCACGAUCCGUUUGAGGAUUCGCCCGAUUCCACAAGCACGCCAGCUCAUUCCAAGCUUAUUACGAGGCCAUUAUUGGGCACCCCAUCCCAAAGCGCCGCUUCUAGAAGCAAACAGCUUGCCAAACAUAAUGCAUCUGCUGACGCUUUCAAGAAAAUGAGAGACCAGAUCCCUGAAGCUUUUGAGUACGACACAGAGAUGGGCAUUGUUCUAAACGACCACGACGAUAACGACGAGACGCACGAGGAGUCUGGCACUUUUCUCAACUUACGGGGCGGGUUUGCCAAUUUCAAAGGCAAGUUUGAUGAAGGAUUCACCGUGGAUACGUCGCCUGCUACGCAAAUGGACGAGAAUAUCAACGAGGAGAUCAACGAGAAGUUGCGACAGAAAGAGACAAACGACCAAAACGAAACAGACUACUCGUAUCUUAAUAAUUACAUCAACAAGCGGCUAUCGCAGCAAGAUCCAAGCAGCAAACAGUCGGGGCUUCAGAGCUCUGCGGAAAAUGGAGACACAAGGGAAAUACAGGUUCCUGGAACCAUUGAAAAGAGUCGAAUGGGCAUAAUCUCAAACAGCAGCCCGCUGAGAAAGAAGUCGAUUAAGGAGAUUGUCGAGCUAGAAGAGGAAGACGAGCAAAACGAGCAGAAUGACGAGAUCAUUAGUUCUCAGAGUCUAUUUUCUCAAAUGAGAAACUUCACGGAAUAUCACCGUACGCAGAAAGACACACACACUGCCUCGUCGCCGAACUUUAACGAACCCUCGUCACAGGAGGUGAGCGAUUUCGAAUUCGACGAGAACGAGAACGAGAACGAGAAUGGAAACCAAGAGGAACUGCCAGUGACACUAAAUGUCUCCAACUCACAACAUUCUCAGACAGACCCGUCGGCGGGCUCUCAAAAAGAGCUAAGAAGCGUUGUGGAACGCUUUUCGCAAAACUCUCAUAGUUCGCAGUCAAAAGAAGACCAGGACAUGUUGACACAGACCGUCCCGCUAUUAUCCCAAACACAGAACGUCAACGACGAUGUGGAGGACAUCAAUGAUGACUUGAGAGGCGAUGCCAAUGCCAUUUCUUUGUCGCAAGUCGCGUACACUUCGAGUCUUCUUCUGCGUCCCAAGAGAACUCUCAAUACCAGUCCCAGAAAGUUGUCUCCGAGGAAAGUGCCGCGUUCUGCUCCUCCGGUAAUUUCACUCGAUGACAGCUCGCGCGAGUCGUCCAGACACAAUUCCGAGUCCGAGCUUGAUCAGCACGAUGUGUUUUCGAUGUCGCAGUCCAAUGAGAGAGAAAUUAAGGACAGCAUGGACGAGACCCGGAUCAACUCUAUCCUGGAUCGAAAGCAGAUCAAUGUGCUGCUUAGCACGAGAAAGGUUGAGGAGGAGCUCACCUCGCCAGCCUUUGAGCACACAGAUGAGAUUCAAAGUCAGAUUCGCAAACAGAGCCAGUCCACGUUUGAAAAGAAGGACAUUUUACCUAUUGAGACAUCGUCGCAAGAGAUAUACAGGGACGACGAGACGACCAAGGAGUUUCGCGAAGAAGAUAUUAUCUUCCCUCGGUCUGUUUGGGUCACCCUUGACAACAAGAAGUUCCCUUUUGGUAUCAGGAGCGUCUCCAAGUACCAGGACGAGAAGAACUCAAUGCAGUACUCGAUAUCCAUUUCCAACUCCGAGUUUGUUGAUGUUGUCGACCAGGGCAAGAUUUUUGCUCCGUUGGGGAUCAAGAUUGGGGAUAAUAUCAAGAUACUAGACAACAGAAUGAAAACAUACAAAGUUACGGGGCUGCAGUUCGAUAUUUCGCUUUCGCAUAUGGUCAAAUGUAUCAGGGGAUACAAUCGAGUGUACAUUGUUGACAAGGCAGACGAGCACGCAAAAGAAAUAAGCGUCCCGAUAGAGGAGAUAUAUCUGACUGCUCAACAGGGCAGUAAGCUGUCUUUCAAAAUAUUUGACGACGAAACACGAUUUCAGAAGUAUCUUUCUAGCCUCGAGGAUCAGGACAUUACAGAGAUCCAGCAUACUCUGCCAACUAUCCAGCAGUUGCCGUUUCACGGGUGUUUAUUUGUGCUCACAUCUGCUCCUCAGUCUGAAGGAUCAGAUCCAACGAAGCUAAGAGACAUCAUCAAAUUUAUCGAGUGUCAUGGAGGCACAGUUGUUGACGAGGGGCUACCAAAGAUAGUGAAAGUCGGGAAUCAAGGACUGGAGUCAGGACCUGGGCUACACGAUUUGAAGUUUGCGGCUUUACUUUCUCCAAAACAUGUGCGUACCAUGAAGUAUUUUCAGUCCUUAGCUCUCGGAUGGCCUAUAAUCUCCACUUCCUUCAUUGAGGACAUGAUAGAGGAUCCCGAGCGCAUCAACGUCUGGGAGAAAAGCUUCCCCAGCUACUUGCUCCCUUCAGGACACAGCUCCAAACGGAACUGCGUUCUGAAUUCAAAUGUCUACGCUUUCAUGGCCAAUUUCUAUCAAGGAGUACAUCUUGACCAGCAGCUUGGACUUAAGACCAUUCUGAAGGACGUUUCCAUCGCGGUUGACAGAGAGACCCUAAGCGUUAGCAGUCGAGACCUGGACUUUCUCCUGAAAGCUUUGGGAUGUACCAAAGUCAGGGUCCUCAAGCAAAUAAGCCACUCCGAGCUAUCGAAGCUAGAUCAAGACACAAUACUGUUCACCGGGCUGGACAAGAAGUCUUUGAAGUCGCAACUUCAUCGGAGAUCAUCCAAGAAACGGAAGGUGGAUCUUCCAGAGUACGAGAACGAGCUGCUGGUGGUCGACUGGGAAUGGCUGGUCCAGUGUAUUAUAGCGGACGACCGGUUCGAACCUCUAUUCCGCUGGAAAGUCAAUUUGACAAGAAAAUAA